This is a messenger RNA of Dermacentor andersoni, 723 nucleotides long. NCBI's taxonomy places the organism in Eukaryota, Metazoa, Arthropoda, Arachnida, Ixodida, Ixodidae. The record is from RefSeq and is a predicted model, not a curated record.
AUGGUUGUUGGACUAGAGACUGGUGACACCCGGACCACGCUUUCGGGGCUCUACAUUGCUUCAAACGUGCUCGUGGCACAGUACUUUGAGAAGCGAAGGGCCACCGCCUGCAGCCUGAUGUUCGCCGCUGGUGGACUCAACACCAUCGUCUUUCCUCCCCUUAUCGAACUGUUCUACUCACACUAUGGCGUCCACGCAGCGUUCUUACUCUACGGAGCCAUCUUGAUGAACGCAUUUCCAUGCUGCGUCACUCUAAGAGACCCACCAUGUGACAUUGUCUGCCGAGCUCUCAGCGGCGUCAUCAUUGACUCCAAAAUUCUGUCCCUGGAGUCUGUGAUGCUCCUGGGGUAUCUUGCGCAAGGGGCCGCUUUCGAAAUGCUCGCGUGGUUUGGAACCUUCCACAUGAUGAUGAUCGCUUCGGCGCUGAUGGGCCUCACAUGCGGCUCAAAGAUCGCCCUUCAAGGACCCAUGAUUGCGAAAGACUUUGGUCUCAAGAAGCUUCCCGUCGUUAUGGGAGCAAUCUACUUCUGCAUUGGCGUAGCGUUGCUUCUGCGCCCAUCAGUCGUUGGAUACUUCCGAGACAGGCAUGGAUCCUACAGCUGUCUCCUUCACUCUACAGCCGCCGUCAAUGGUUUGCUGGUGGUCAUCUGGAUUCUGAAGCUGCGUAACGGCAAGAACCCGGUAACGCCAACAGAGGCAAAUCUACGCUCGGAGGAACUUUGA